Messenger RNA from Prorocentrum cordatum, 315 nucleotides. Lineage: Eukaryota; Dinophyceae; Prorocentrales; Prorocentraceae. The record is from the annotation of a GenBank genome assembly.
AUGUUUGCCAUGGUUUCUUUACAGUCCUACCUGUCUGUGCUGUUGCUUGUGGGAAAGGAUAGCGUCACGCGUCGAUACCCCAGGGUUAGCGGACUUACGGAUACUUCGUUAAUGAAAGGCCACUCUGACGUGGAGUUGCUUAAUCUCGCCAAGGAGUACAAGAGCCUCAUCCGCAACGGAGGAUUCAUUGGUAUUUGGCUCUACAUCAUGAUUUACGCCUCGCGGCAAGCCCAUCGAAAUGCGAUCAAUAUGGAAGGGAGGCCCUGGGCAUACAAGGAGGGAAAGAAGGACAGGAGGAGGAGGAGCAGGCAGUAG